AUGGGUUACAAAGAAUCAGACAAUGUGUUCCGUGAUCCCUUUUCGCGUCGUCUGUCCCAUUCCAACAAUCCGAAGACUUUCUGGGACACUUUUCUGAGUUCAACGGUCUCUGCGCUUUUGGUAAGUCAGCUAAGUUCAACCAAGGAAAGAGUAAGGCAAGUUCGCGCGAGCUCGGUUUCUAAGGAUACCUGGCUUCAAAGCCAGCUGAGAUGGGGGUCAUUGUACGAUCCAUCCCAAUAACCUCCUGGUUCUCCAUUUCCUCGAGCGCUGAAUAAUCGCCGCCGGGUGGGCCAGGCUUCUUUAAAACAUUAUUUCCAUUUCCUUUUCCCGUAAUUGACGCACCGUGCUGGCUACAAAACCCUUUCCGUACCUCAGGGCAGGAGCGGGAAGGCAUUAAUAAUUCUUGGAUAUUUACAUUCUUUUUUGGAAAUUUGGGUUUGGUGGCAAAGGUUGAGGGAUCUAAUUCAGACAAUUAUCGAGUCGCGGGGAUACUGCGGGAUUAGCGAAAGCGCAUUAAUUGAGCUGGCAAUGAAGGAAACGGCUCACCUUUGUUCCAAUUUAAUCUACACAUAAAUUUGCCCUUAGGGAAAGUUGCGACAACACCCGCGACAAAUUACGAUUCCGCCUGCCUUGGGAGAGGUAGGAAGAAAGUGAACAAAGUCGGACGAUUAUUUGAGGUAAUUCUUAUAAGUCGGUCGACCUGAGCUGCCCCCUCCACCCCACCUUCAUCUUCUCCUUUCCUGCUUAUAGCCAGCCUCUCGACCCCAUCUGAUGUUUGUUUAAUCGCGAGCCAGCCAGCCCUAAAUAUGCAGGGCAAUAUAUGGAAAUGGUGUCUUCUUCCCUUCGUUCCGAUGUAACCCGGGCGAUUUUUUAGGUCAGGGGAGAAGAUUUUCACGCCAAGAAGGAGCCGGGGCAUGAACUCGCCCUCGCCUCCACCCUCCCCCGAAUAAACAUCUAAUAAGCAUGUCCGAAUGAAUUCUCCCUUGAUGCGCCCUCACUUUACCACUUUACAUUCCAACUUUAUGAUUAUUUUACAUUUAUUUCAGACUUUGGCCUUGGUCUGGAAGAUCAUUCUGGAGCGGUCUGGAAUGACCGACAAAUUGGAGGAGGCCAAGGAUGCCAAAGAAGAAAAAGAGAAAGAGAAAAGAAAGGAAAAGAAAGCCGACGAUGAAGAUAAAAAUGAUGAAACUGGAUCAGUAAAAUCUUCAUCUUCUUCGUCAUCAUCAUCCUCCUCUACGUCGAGUACAGACUCCUUCAAAUCAGCCGAAAAGGCAGAUUCCUCAAAAGGAGUAGGCCAUCUGUUGGAGACUGAUGUGAUCCCGGAGAUCCAGACAAUUGGAGUCCAAAGGGAUGCUCAAGAAGAAUGGGGAGAGCCGAGUUACCUCCAAUUCGAAGAGAACCCGGCCUUAUAUGGACGACUCGACUCGAUCACCGAGGUAAGGGCGGCAUUGACCUUUUAGGGGCACUGUGCCGCGCUUCGAGACUCUCGAUCUAAGUGGGGAAGGAAAGGAAUUGGGAUCGCUCUGUUUUUUAGAGGUCCGUUUGAGGUUAUCUUCACUUAGCGCUAGCAUUUGAAAUUUUCAUUCUGCGUAUUUUAUAUAUUAUUAUAUCAUACAAUUUGCGGAUGUUUGAAUAUUUUUAAAGUUGGUUCUUGAAUAUUUGGUAUUUUAACCCCAUCCAAGGCUUCGAAAACUUUAAUGGUUGUUUUCCGUUGAUAAUACCAACCCCGAACAGAACGCAUCUUGCCUCGAAUUUUUUUUUCAUUCUCCAUUUCUUAUCUGAGAGCCACAUUAUUACUCUCAUAACUUGUUAUUAUGCAAUUCCAGGAGGACAGCGACGACGUUCGAAGCCAGAGCAGCGAAUCCUCCCAACGGAUUCCGUUGUCUUCUGAAGUCGCGGCGGAAGUGACAAGACGUCUGAAUACGAUUUUAUCUCAACAACAAUCUGAUCCCGAGGAGUCGCCGAGGAUCGUUGAAUUAAGUUCGGACUCAUCGGAAGUUACACCUAAAGUCGAGAAGCUGGUGGUCGAUAAAUUGGAAGAGUUCUCAGAACUAAAACCGAACCCUGAGAUCGAGGCGGUUCCGUGGGGUCGAGAAGAUCGUUCAGAAUCUGUUUCCACUCGAGAUUCCAUGGUUUCUGUGAUUCAAGUCUCCAAAGAGAUAAAAUCUCCAGAAUCGGUAGGUUCUCUUUCUCGUUUGGUAAAUACCGAAAACAGGAAGAAAUGGGGAUGAGUCACUUCUCACCUCCCCAUCUACCUGAAGGCAUAUUGGCUAUUCCUACAGGCGAAGGAAAUGAUUAACUCUAUAUAUUUUGACGAAAAUGUUGAUUUAUCUUUUUCUCUGGGUUAAGAAUUUUUGUGUAUGGUUUAAUGUCUAGUCACUGUAGUACAAAAUAACAUAUUUUCCUCGUAACGGAUCAUAAUUUAUCCCAAGGACGGGCAUGAGCCUUUGAAAGCGCGAGAACACCUCAUGUUUACUCCUUUUUUACUGCCCUCCACUACUUUUUAAGCCCUUUAACAGAGCUCUUUUCCAGAUGGACGCCGACCUGGACCGGGACCAGACCGAGAUGCUAGUCUCGAAUGCGGACCAGUUCUCCUGUUUCACUCCGUAAGUCUCGAAGAUGACUGAUAAGAGAAUCAACAAGGCGUCCUUGAAGGGGCGAGGGCCUUUUUUAUUUUCUAUUUUUAUGGCGCUGAGGCAGGAAAGAUGACACCCACGUUUACAUUGCGCUCUCUUGCGCGGCCUCCCGGAGGGGUUCGGCUGAUCUGAGGGGUUUAGGCUCAGGUGUUGCAAACGGAAGUUCAAAUUUAUGGGAGAGGGUUUGUGAGAAGGGUUGAGGUAAUGGGCCCAUUGGAAACUUGAAGCUGGGACCCGAAAAAAACAUGUUUAUAAAUUUUGUGCUUUCUUAGUUAAAAUUUUUUGCUGCAAAUUUUCGAAAAUUUGUUAGGUAAGCGAAAAAUAAGAGUCAUCUUUUAGAACAGUGAUUUCGAUUUCAAAAAAAAAUAUUUGCAAUCCAUCGACUUACUGUAUUUAUCAUCGAUUUUUUGCCCACAAUUUGUCGUAGAAUUUUUUCGAUGACAACUGUUUUUUAAAAAUGUUCGAACUCUUAACUUUACUGAAGAUCAACGGAGGAUGGACGGUUAGGUCAGCGCUGACUUGGUGCGCCUGACAAACCGUCCAUCCUCCAUUUAUCUCUGAUUGCCCCUCGCAGUAACACCCCUUGUUUAUUUCCUUACCCUUUUUUUACUUUCCGCUUUCCCUUGCCUCCAAAUUUUUUUGGAGCUUGAAUCUGAAGGUCAUCUGAAACCCGAAAACGGGCGUUGGCUUAAAAUAUUUGAAUAAGAAAUUGCAGAGAGGAAGGACGUUGCGUCUCCAAUACCUCCAUGUCAAUCACAUUGGAUCAGAGUAAGGACUCUCUGCUGGAUCAAUCGGUGUGCUCCAAUCCCCAAGAUGAAAGUGUAAUUGUGCAACAGAAUCUGCAGCAGUUGAAAGAAAGGUAAGACCAUUUAAUUUUCAUAGAUAUCAGGUAGAGAAAAUAGAUUCUUCCGUAAGCUGCUCGACUUUUAAUUGUUUGAUUUGGAGAAUGCAAAACUGAUAAGACCAGAAAAGAAAUAACUCUUGAAUCUCUUGAUAAAAAUUAUCAAAAAUUUUUACGAAAUAUUGGGGAUUACAAUAAAAUUUUUAGUAAUCAAAGUGACGACGAGGAUCUUCCCCCUCCGCCGACAGAAAAUAAAGCAGAAGAAGUCACAAAGACACAAAUUACGACGACGAUAACAACUGCAGAAACCGGCAAUACUCACACUGGUUCUGCUACACCUACUACUACAACAAAGACAGAAACGAAAACUCAGCAUCGAUGUGGGCCUGAAAGAUUGGCCAGUAUGGUGUAUGGCUAUGGAGAAAAGUCCCCGUUGUUAUGGAAGAGUCUGAACCCAGAAAAGGACGAGAAUAAGGAGCCUGCAAAGACCCUGGAAGAACCUUAUCUCAAGGAUUCUUAUGUUAAAACAUCAUAUUCGAGUUCAUUCAGACCUCCGCCAGUAUUCGGAGCUUCUUUGGCAAGUCACGGUGAGUCUGUGGUAGUUGUAAUUGCAAGAGCUAUCGAAACAUAUUAGGAUUGGAAAAAAAUUUCGUUACGUAAUUUCUCGAUACCCUUUUCUACUGUAGUUGAAUGAUCAACAAUUUUUUCUUACGCAACCAAAAUAAUGACUAUUCUUUCUGACCAUCGCCCGACCUCGCUCCGUUCUUGCGGGCCAUUUCCCAAUCAGAUUCGGCGCUGACAUUAAGCCGGGACGGUCGAUCUCUCAUAAGCGGACGUUUAGCGCCGCGCCUGAAUCAAGGUCCUGACUCAGGUGGAGAAGGCGAGGGCUUCCGGGGGUGUGGAUCUCCCAGAUUUCUCCUCCUUCGCACCGAAAUAGAGCUCUCCGCGUCCUAUUCUCGCCGACUGACCAUUUGGUUGUUCGCCGCUCCUUGCCCUCGACCAUCCGCUGCCUCCGCCCUUUCCUUUUAUGUUUUCUUUCCGCCCCGAGGGCAGGUGGAGGUGAGAAGAGUACACGUUUCCCUCAAACUCAUUCCUUUCCUUCUCACCCAACCAUGAACAUAUAUCCUGACCGUUAAAUAGCAACAUGAGAUAGCCUCUCGUGUUUUCAAUGUCGAUAUUUAUAAGCUUUAGGCGCAUCUCCAUGCGUUUUGAAUACGUGAAACGUGUUUUCAGUCCAUUCGGUUUAUUAUUUUCAUUCAACAUUCUAUUCGCUAGACAAUUUCUAAUGCUGUUUGUGUUAUGAUUGACCAUUAUUCUUUCAGACAACAUUAUAAUGGACGAUCCGCCCCUCGAACGGCCACCACCACCCCCUAAGGUAAGUCAACAACAGGGCUCGGGGCUGCCCUUUAUUGGUUCGAGCGCGUGAGAGCUAAUCCCCCUACCUUCGCUUCGACUAAUGGGUUCGCGGGAGGUUGAAGGUAGAUGGGAGGGGUUGCGCUCCCCUCUCGGCUCUUUUCUUGUUUUCCUCUGACCCCAAAAUAUUUUACUGAAAUGUUUUGGAAGUGUAUGCCUUGACGUUUCGAGUGUGUCAGAUCCGGCGUUCUUUUUGUUGUCCUUGAGUCAUAGCAACGGCCGGAGGGAAAUUGAGGGUUUCUGAGCAAAACGUAGGCGAAUUGGAAGACCUCUUUUAUGAUGAUUACGUUUAUGACACACCGUGUAAAACGUUGAAGAAUACUUAUGUAUAAGCAAAUUCCGGAAGAAACCUCUGUGUUUUUGCAAUAAAAAUUUUGGAAUGUCUACUCCCAAUCAUCUUCUAGUACGUGAGGCCUCUGACUGAAAUCGAUGUUCAUGUCUUCAAAAGCCCUGAGGACAUGAGUCAACGUUGACUUAACAAAAGUACUGAUCGCCCGAUUGUUAAAUUUGUUUGGGGCGUGUGUUUUCUUUGGGAAGAAUCCCCAAUUCUGAAUUCAGAUGCCUCUGCAUCUGAUCGCUUUUUGUCGAAUCUGUCGUCUUCCUCACCCCUGGGGUUCAGAUGCCCGACCGUAGCUGCUCCUUGAUCGCCCGCGACUGGUUUUAACCCCUUUAACGAUUUUUUGAAUUUUAUUGUCGGCGUUAAAUUAAUCGUAAUCUAAUUGAUGGUUUGACAAGUCUCUCGGAUGUUUGAGUUGGACCUGGGGCUGGGCUGAAGAUGUUGCACAAACAGAGUCAGCGCUGACUCACAACCUCAGGGCCUUUCGGUGAGACGAAGCCAGCGCUUAGAGCGCCUCUCUUCUGCCGACCGAAUAGGUCGUUUAACCGGUCAUUUGCGCGGUCUUCGCACUCUAGAUAUCUCGCGGUAUGUCUGAUGUGUGGUAUGUCUCUUUGUUGGUAUCUUUUCUCCAUUUUGUUGGCAUACUACUUGAACGAAGUUCACUUGACAUGGUUUCAACCUCCCUUCUUUUUGUAAGCCUUUCAAGUUUUCUAUUUUACAGAGCUAUGCGGACAGUACUGGCUACCGAACCGACGACGAAUUGAUGUCCGAGCGGAAUAGAUCGCGGGCUACCGUCCGCGAAAUCCCCAUCCAUCGCUCGCUGAGUGCAUUUGGCCCUGCUGCCGCAGCCAAUUCAAGUCUUGGCGGAAUGUCAUCGUACGCUCCAUAUAAUCAAGGUGGAACAACCACGCAUUGGACAACCACAAAGUACGAUCCAAUCACUGGUCAGCCUCAACAAGAGGAGUAUUACCGCAGAGAAGUAAGUUUCUCAUUGGUUUGUAGUCUAUUUCGAAUAAAAACGCAUCCUAUCUGUUACUUUCAGGUGUUGACUCGAACUCUCGUAACCCGAUCGACCGAGGCUUUGUCAGCUCCCCAGCCUCUGAGCCGCUCCUCCCCGGUUGAUCUCCGACCAUUACCAUCUCUACCUCCCCCACGAGAUGACAUCACUGUGGAAUAUCGAAUGAAAUACCUCAAGAAUGUCGAGGAGGAGGAACGUCGCAUCAAGGAAGACCAAGAACAACGAAAACGCGAAGAAGAUGAGAGACGGAAACGGAUCGAAGAACAGCGUCGCAUUUGGGAAAUCAAAGAAAGCGAACAUCUGGAGCGUUUGAGGAGAGAACGAGAGAAGAUUGAGGAUCAAUUCCAACAAGACAUUCUAGCUAGAGAAGCGGCCGAAAGGAAUCGGAUCGAGAGAGAUCGUCAACUUCGAGAAGCUGACGAACAACGUCGACGCGAGGAAUGGGAACGUCUUGAACAACAACGACGUCUACUGGAGGAAUCAGAACUUGAGAAGAGGAGGCGUUUAGAGAGAAUUGAGAAAGAACGACUAGAGAGAGAGCGUUUAGAAGCGGAGAGACUGGAAAGAGAACGUCUUGAGAGGGAACGGCAGGAAUUUGAAAGAAUGGAACAACAAAGAAUUGAGAGAGAACGGGUGGAGAAAGAACGCAGAGAAAUAGAGCGGUUAGAGAUCGAAAGAAUCGAACGAAUCAAGAGAGAACAGAGAGAAAAAGAAGAGCAGGAACGUCAGAGGCAAAAGGAAGAACAAGAACGUCUUGAAAAGGAACGACAAGAAGCCGAACGAAUAGCCAGAGAACGGAUGGAACUUGAACGACGUGAAAGAGAACUUCUGGAACAAGUCCGACGAGAAGCCGAAGAGAGGGAACGUCAAAGAAGAGAAGACGAACUUCGUGAAGCACAGCGACGAGCUGAGGAAGCUAGAGACAAAGAGAUCUUGGACAGAGCUCGUCGAGAAGCUCAGGAACGAGAGAGAAUCCGGCUUCUGACAGAACGGGAAGAACAGGAAAAAUUGGAACGACUGCGAAGAAAUCAAGAACGUAAGAAAAUGUUACAGUAACCUUAAGGCAAAAAUUUAGAACUUGAAAAUGAAAAGUUGGAAGCGGAGAAACGUGAACAACAACGUCUUGAAGACGAACGGCGGGAAAGGGAAUUCCUAGAGGAGCAACGGCGACUCCAGGAACGACGAGAGAAGGAGCGGAUUGAAGAAGAAUUAAGAGAACGGCAACGUCAAGAAGAAGAAAGGCAAGCGGCCGAACGCAGAAGACGCGAACGCUUGGAAGCUCAGGAAAGAGAACGGCAAAGACAGCUCGAGGAAGCCAUGGAACGGCAGAGACUGGCUCCAUUGGAACGAUCGGCCGCUGAACGUGAACGCCAGAGGCAGCAAGAAAGGGAAAUCGAGUUAAGAAGAGCCGAAUUAGAACGUCGAGCAAGAGAGAUCAAGGAUCAAGAGAGGCUCAGACAAGAACAACGCGAAGCUGAACGGUAAGAAUUUUCGAAAUGAAAACUUUACAAAACGUUAUGGUGUACUCUUUCUCUAUUACAAAUUUCAGAUUGGCCGAAGAGCAGAGACUCAAAGAUCUUGCUGACCAAGAACGCCGUAAUGCCGAACGCCGUGAUCGAGAACGUGCCGAAGCUGCUGCUCGUGAGGAACAAAGAAGAAUUGAGGAUAGAAGAAGUCGCGAGCAUCUGGAACAGAUUCAUCGUGAAAAGACCGAGAAAGAACGAUGGGAAAUCGAACGCAGAAAACUUCUGGAAGAACAUGAAGCCAUGGAACGACGUCGGCAGGCGCUAACUUCCAAGGAAACUCUUGAGAAACUGACACGACAGCCAUACUAUUCACGGGAGAACCUCUCGGCUCUCGAUCUUGGUGGUUCCCAACCUGAAGUCACAACUAAAGUGGAACGUCAGGUCAUUGAAAGAGUUGACCGAACACUCUGGACUGGCGAAGAAACUACCCGUUAUCCUCUUACGCAAUACCCUCAUUCAUCCCAUGACACCCACGACGAUCUACUGGGCCCUUCCCGAGAACGACGUUAUGACAUCAACAAUACGAGCAGAGAUGACGGCCGUGGAGCCACUAACCGGACAUCUAAAUUUAAAGCCCGAAUGGAGAAAGCUAAAAGAGAUUUCUUGAGUGAUGCUCCUAGUGGACAAGGUAAUAAAGAACAAGCGACAAUGCUAUAUGUUUAUAUACAAAACGUUCAACUUUCUACUUUUUAGAAUACGAGACCCGCCAAAUGGAAUACCGUGGUCCUUUGCUUCAAAAGUUCAAUUCGGGAGAGCUAAAGAGCCGCAUUGAAAACCCACCGCCAUAUCCCCAUGUCGGGCCGAGUCCAUACGACUAUGUAAGUGAAGUUCUGUAGCUCUGAGCGCCGCACCAGCACAUCCGUCUUUCGUGUAAAUAAAUGUAGAUACGACCCCCUAUUUGGCUUUGAAUGUCGCUUAUUUUCUCUGUUAGGAGUAUCACCGGUUGCUUGAGAAGACCGAAAGGCAGUUGGCCAGCUAUCGGCAGCGUCUGAACAAGUCCGCGGAUGCAGCCCAUGGCGAGAUCGGCCGCCAAGGCCUUCUGGAGACGGACAUCGAUCGACUGAAGAGGGAAUCGGUGAGAAAGAGUGAUCCUUCCUUUCCUUUGCUCCUGGCUCAGUUUCCGGCUUCCUUUAUUAACCUUUCUCCUUCUUUCCACUAGUUUCGAGUGCACUGGUCCUCUGUGAUUUCCCGUUUCUUUAGACCGAAGACAUUAGCCGAUCCAAGUCAGUUCUCGACUACAGUAUACAUCAAAGUCGUCGUGAUGUUCCUGAUGGUGCCCCGGAAACAUCACAUCUCCGGUCAAAGAGUGCUGAUUAUCUUAUGGACAAGAAGUAAGUAAAAAAAUUAAAGGUUCACUAUACUUUGUAAUUACAGACUACGCGAAGAUGCCGCUGCUCCAGAAAACGAACUUCAAAAGAACGCUGAUGGUCUUCAUCGUGACAGUGCAGCGCGUCUUACGGCCACGGAAUACUCCGAGAGCGAGAGAUUCCGUAAAUCAAUGGACAAACUGAUCAGCGUCACUCCUUCAUGGUACCAAGACAAUCUUCGUUCUCAGCCCCCAGCUCACACUCCAACUGAUUUGGGUUACAGUAGUCGUCCAUAUUCCCGCCAGCACUUCGAAAGUUCUCCCAGCCAAGGAUAUGACCGUCAUCCUAGUGGAAGUGCCAUCAGGGCAACAUCUCCCAUCGGUGGAAUCUCGUUCCCUCCGGGCAUGUUCGAUCGAUACAAAGGGGAGAUCGAGGAUAUGCGUCGCUCGAGGUCGUCGCUCCAUCAAGCCGGUGUUUCAAGCCCUCAGGAGCACACCAAGGUCUGUGUGUUGUAACGUGCUGUGAUGGACCUUCCCCUCUCCUACUUUCGUUUUUUUCUCUUGUGUUGCCACCUUCCUUUACAUCGUAUCUCUUUGUAUCCUGCCAACCCAUCCCCUGCCUUCUUUUUGGUUACUAUUUCCAUUUACGUUGUACAGUGCUUUUAUUCCGUGGUAUAAUAAACCCUCAAAGUUUGGUGUUGAGUUGGUGCUGCGGCUGUGUAUUGUGCUUUCCCCUGUGCACUAUGAGACUUAAACUUUACAUUCUUAUUUAAGGUGCCAUAUAACGCCCCAUCUACCGGAUAUAGUCGAGAGGUCAGUUUUUAAUUACCCAAUAAUGCGUAAUGAACAAAGUAGACCAUUUUUGGUAAAAAAAAUAAGAAAUUUCGAAUGAAAAAACGUUUUUACUGCAGGAGUAUGCGCGAACCAAUGUCCGAACAAUCAACACUGGAACAGACAGAGUACAGGCUGGGUAUACUGUAUCUACAGUACCCUCCAGCUGGAAUCUGUACCAGAAUCCGAAUUCUCGAGUGAUUGAAGUUGCGGAUACAUUCGUUGGACAGACAGACCGUGCUGAUGCCAGGUUUGGGGGCAAAAUAACCAUCGAAGAAGUGCUGGACGCCAUCUUCCAAGACACAAACCCGGCCGAUAUUCCGCCGGAUCCAAGUUAUUCCAAUUAUCCGCCACCAAGAAACAUCGAUGGCCCAGGAAUCUUUACUCCAAAUCAACACUUGAUGGAGCAAGUAGCACAAGAUCCACACAAUGCAGAAUAUCUGCUACGAGUAAGUCAUCAACAAUUGUUUUUUAAACGAUUUUCAUCUUCAGAAUGAACCUCUUAUUGUGCAAUGUCGUCGAUGCAACAAGUCAUCACAUAUAAGUCAUGCUAGAAACAGUUAUGUCAGUUGCAAGCAUUGCUACACUUACUAUUGUUCACGAGCAUGUCGUGUGGAAGACUGGGAUAGACAUAAGGAACGAUGUUCUUUCGCGAGAAUCACAACUCUAUGCAAAGAAGUCAUCGUAAAGGUCAGAAAUGACCCGGAGACGCAAUAUCACAUGUCCAAAAUAGCGCGCGAUGGGUACAGAAAAGAAGGUCGAGGCUCCGUCAAUAUAAGGAUUCUGUAAGUUACCCUGGUUUCUAUGACUGUUUCCAAUUCAGAUCUGCCCAUUCCGCCCAAAUGUACCUCAAAUACGGCUGGAAGUCACUGUUGGCCUAUGAGGACCCAGAAAACUUGUUGUUCUACUAUCCAAUUCAACAACUAAUCCAUCAACGGAAAGAACCAAGUCUAAUCCAAUUAUGUAGGAAAUACAAUCCAGAUGAAAAGUUCAUCCUGAGUGUGAGUAUCAUCGCGGAUAUCGAGCAAUGUCCUCAAACACCACCUCCGGAGGGUCAGCUGUCCGACCCGUACGCAGCUAUAAACAAACCAAUCCGCAAUCCCGCCCUCAGGCAGUAUGAUCGACAUGGGGCACUAGUUCCCACCGAUGUCUGA
Messenger RNA from Bursaphelenchus xylophilus (pine wood nematode), 11062 nucleotides. NCBI's taxonomy places the organism in Eukaryota, Metazoa, Nematoda, Chromadorea, Rhabditida, Aphelenchoididae. The record is from the annotation of a GenBank genome assembly.